UUCGUAUUUUAAGGCUUUUAUUAAAUUGUUACCGACUGAGUAAAAUAAUGUCUGCAUCGUUCUUGUAAGAAAAAGAAUGUAGUACUGAAUCCAUCUUCGGGCGGCGCUAUCCGACUUUAGUUUAGAGUGGUGUCACAUUUUCCAUGAGAACUACUCAUCUAACUUACUUGAUUUCAUUGUCAAAAAUAAUCCAGGUUUUUAAACCAGAGACUGUUUUAAACAUUGUUAAACAUUUUUAGAAGACACGUACGUUUUACUAUUUUAAACGGUAACAUUUCUAUUUAGCUAUUUUAUCGAUAUUUUAUAUAUAUAUUAAUGCAAAAAUGGGUAAAACGUCUAAAGAUAAAAGGGACAUUUACUACAGACGAGCUAAAGAAGAAGGCUGGAGAGCUAGAAGUGCAUUUAAACUUAUUCAAAUUGACGAGGAGUUCCACAUAUUUGAAGGUGUAACUAAGGCAGUCGAUCUGUGUGCCGCUCCAGGCAGUUGGAGCCAAGUUUUAUCCCGUAGAUUGAAUAAAGCAUUACAGGAUGAUACUUCAACGCAGCAGAAGGAGCCUGCUAAAAUCAUUGCCAUCGAUCUACAGGCAAUGGCCCCGGUGGAAGGAGUUAUACAAUUACAGGGCGAUAUAACUAAUGUAGUUACCGCAAAGAAAAUUGUUAGCUACUUUGGGAAUACACAUGCAGAUUUAGUGGUUUGCGAUGGUGCACCAGAUGUUACAGGGCUCCAUGAUAUGGAUAUAUAUAUUCAAUCGCAGCUUCUUCUAGCAGCUUUAAAUAUUACUACACAUAUAUUAAAACCUGGUGGCACAUUCGUGGCAAAAAUUUUUCGAGGAGAUGAUUUAUCCCUUCUGUACUCUCAGUUAAAAAUAUUUUUCACUUUUGUAUAUUGCGCAAAGCCAAGAAGUUCAAGGAAUUCAAGUAUCGAAGCAUUUGUCGUGUGCAAGGAUUAUUUUCCACCAGAAGGUUACGAACCACACAUGCUGAAUCCACUCCUGACUCACAAACCUUAUGAUGUAGCGGAGCUAACUGGGAUUAAUAGAUCCUUUGUUCCUUUUGUUGUCUGCGGAGAUCUUUCUCAACCUGAUUCUGACACUUGCUACCCACUGAAUCUUGGCAAUGAAGAAUAUGAACAUCGUGAACCAAAUAUGCAGCCAAUACAUCCGCCGUACGAAGAAGCAAUUGCUUUACAGGAAAAAGUAGACUUAAAGAAACUCACCACCAGUGUAGUAAUUCAGAAUGACCCAAAAGUGUCGAUUGCAGAGUUUAAAAGAAAAUCUAUUCAACACAAGGUUAAACUCGGAAACUGUCAUAACGAAAAAUGUGAAACGAGUGCAGAAAACUCCAUGGCUCUCUCGGGAGAUACAGUGACAGAAUCUUUAGCUAAUCUAUUUGUAUCCGACAAUCCUAGUUAAUACUGUUCAUCAAAAUUAAUAAUAACAAUCAUUUAAGAAAUUUGUAUAAAUUCUAAUAUUUCUACCUUUUAUCUUGCAAUAUCUUUUCUUAAUAAUAGAAUACAUCCGAAGUCGUACGAUA
Molecule: messenger RNA, 1533 nt
Organism: Orussus abietinus
Lineage: Eukaryota; Metazoa; Arthropoda; Insecta; Hymenoptera; Orussidae
Gene: Trm7-32
Product: putative tRNA (cytidine(32)/guanosine(34)-2'-O)-methyltransferase
Exons: 5
Coding region: 324-1412 (362 amino acids)
Biological process (GO): cytoplasmic translation; tRNA methylation
Cellular component (GO): cytoplasm
Molecular function (GO): tRNA methyltransferase activity
Source: RefSeq, a predicted model, not a curated record